UAUGUCGUUGACCGUAUAUCUUUUUGAAUGCAAGAACUAGAUUUUGUUGAAGUUGUAGCUGAAACUGUUGACAUUGAAAAACAUAAGAAGAGUAAUCCAUAGAUUUUGGCACCCGCGAAUCAGACAUGGACCUAGAUUUGCGGAAAAGUGGCCAUGGCAUUGGCAGCAAUGCAUCACUGCAAUCCAAUCUUGUGCUGUAUUCUUACUGUCAUAGCUCUUGCUCAUGGCGUAUUCGAUUUGCUUUAUCCCUCAAAGGGAUCCCAUAUGAGUACAAAGCAGUGGAUCUUUCAAAAGGAGAGCAGUACAGUCCAGAAUUCGAGAGAUUGAAUCCUCUGCACUAUGUUCCAGUAUUGGUUGAUGAUAAUGUGGUGGUUUCAGACUCUUAUGCAAUAUUUCUGCAUUUGGAGGAAAAAUAUACUCAGAAGCCACUGUUGCCAGUUGAUCCUCAGCUUAGAGCUCUCAAUCUUCAGGUAGCUAGUAUUAUUCACUCCAGUAUACAGCCUCUUCAUAUGCUUAAUGUUCUGAAAGAUAUGGAGAAAAUGUUUUGUGCAGAAUCAAAACCAUGGGCCCAAUUUACCAUUGACAAAGGUUUCUCAGCUCUUGAAAAAUUACUGAAGGAUUUUGCUGGUACAUAUGCCACAGGAGAACAUAUCUAUAUGGCUGAUGUGUUUUUGGCCCCACAGAUUACACUGGCAGUUCAGAGAUUUGAUAUUGAUAUGUCCAAAUUCCCUACCCUUAGUAGAUUGUAUGAAACAUACAAAGCUUUGCCAGAGUUCCAAGCCUCAUCACCACAAAGACAACCUGAUGCCUUGAUUCAUAACCCUUGAUUACUUGCGCAUCUUCGAUUAUUAUUAUAUUUUGGGUGUGGAGUUACCAUGUAAAUUAAAUGGUUGUCACAACACAAGGCCUUCUAUGCAACACUAAUAAAUGAGAGAAAUAAUAGAGCUUGUGAUUGAAAAGCAGACACUACACUACUUGAGCUCUAUUUAGUAAUUUGUAUUUACUUGUAUUUCAUAACCUUGUUUCCUUGUUGAGCAAUUGACAGCAUUUGUUGUUAUAUUAAGCUAAUGUGUAUUAUUAUAUUUUCUUCCCCCUUAAUUUUGGAAGUUGUAUAAAUAGUUGCAAUAUCAUGUAAUAGUUUUAU
Glycine soja is the source of this 1144-nucleotide messenger RNA. RefSeq names its product glutathione S-transferase zeta class-like. NCBI's taxonomy places the organism in Eukaryota, Viridiplantae, Streptophyta, Magnoliopsida, Fabales, Fabaceae. The transcript has 10 exons. Gene Ontology annotation, molecular function: maleylacetoacetate isomerase activity; glutathione transferase activity. The record is from RefSeq and is a predicted model, not a curated record. Gene Ontology annotation, cellular component: cytoplasm. Bases 126 to 827 code for a protein of 233 amino acids. Gene Ontology annotation, biological process: glutathione metabolic process; L-phenylalanine catabolic process.